AACAUACAAAUGCAAUGACUACCCUUAACACACCUUCUAUGCUCGUUACCACCUCGCUGUUCAUCACUGCCGUCUCAUUUAUUUUGCUUUUUACCGUACGUCUCACAGACGCACAAACUGGAGUAAGCUAUGGAAAGAUUGCAAACAAUUUACCAUCAUCACAAGAUGUUGCAAACCUUUAUAUAUACAACGGCAUAAAAGCGAUGAGACUUUACUUUCCUGAUCAAUCCACUUCUCAAGCCUUACAAGGAACUGACGUCAAACUAAUGUUAGGUGUUGCAAACGAAAAUAUUCAAUCUAUAGCGUCUUGUAGAUGUGCAGCUUACCGAUGGGUUCGAGCCAACGUACUUCCUUAUGCAUCAUCGAUCAAAUACAUUGUGGUUGGAAAUGAAAUUGACCCGUCUGACCAACGGGCCUUAUCAGUCGCACCUGCUAUACAAAAUAUUCUAUAUGCACUAAACGCGUUAAGAUUAAAUAGUAAAUCUAAUAAUGAUAUAAAGGUUUCUACGGCGAUUAAUUUUAACCUAGUUACGAAUACGUACCCACCUUCUAAUGCCCAAUUUAGGGAUCCAUCAUAUAUGUCUCAAAUUGUAGGGUUAAUGAAUAUGUAUGAUGCACCUUUAAUGGUUAAUAUAUACCCUUAUUUUGCAUAUGUAAGUAACCCACGUGACAUUUCACUUGAUUAUGCAUUAUUUAAUGCACAAGGAAAUGUUUUUGUUGAUCCUAAUAAUGGAUUGGGUUACAAUAAUUUGUUUGAUGCAAUGGUGGAUUCAGUGUAUGCGGCUCUACGAAGGGCGGGUGCACGCCACCCACGUGUCAUCGGGUCGGAGACUGGAUGGCCAUCAAAGGGUGGAUUUGCUGCCACGUUCGAGAAUGCAAAGAUGUAUUAUAGAAAUUUGGUUAAUCAUGUGAAACAAGGGACUCCUUUGACACCAGGGCAACCUAUUGAGACAUAUUUGUUUGCAAUGUUUGAUGAGAAUCAAAAACAAGGGGCCGAAACUGAGCGUAAUUUUGGAUUGUUUUACCCUAAUCAACAGUCGAAGUACGGUCAGCUUAACUUCUAAAUUACUCAUAGUAAAAUUGGAAAAUAAAUCGGAUAUUAACUCAAUUAAAGCAUGCCUGUAUAUGCACUUUUUUAAGGAAAGAAUUAGAUUUGAUUCUCGCUACCUACUCUAAUCCUACCCUUUCCUCAACUUACCCCGUAUAAAAAAGAAUCAUAAUGUGUAUACAAAUAUGUAUCCAUGUACGUGUAGUAUAUAUAUAUAAGAAUAAUUUCUAGGUAAAACUUUGUACUAGAAAUGAAGUAACUAUAUAAUAAGUAAGCUUGGAAGUUUAAUUUUCGUCAAAAGAAAUUAGAUAUAUGUAAAAAAAAUCCUAAAUUUCAAUCUUAUUACUAGUGAUAAUCAAAAGGCAUUUAUGUACUC
Messenger RNA from Amaranthus tricolor (Joseph's coat), 1424 nucleotides. Its product is annotated as glucan endo-1,3-beta-glucosidase-like. Lineage: Eukaryota; Viridiplantae; Streptophyta; Magnoliopsida; Caryophyllales; Amaranthaceae. Gene Ontology annotation, cellular component: plasma membrane. Gene Ontology annotation, molecular function: hydrolase activity, hydrolyzing O-glycosyl compounds. Gene Ontology annotation, biological process: carbohydrate metabolic process. The transcript has 2 exons. The coding region runs from base 15 to 1064 and encodes 349 amino acids. The record is from RefSeq and is a predicted model, not a curated record.